AUGGGCUGCUAUGGCCUUCAAUCCGUUCAAAUCAUGCGCUAUCGAUUGGUAGAAAGGCGCAUCUGCCUCCCAGAUCUGGAUGUCGGUCCCGUCGCCGAUGCCACCCCACUUAUCAUCCAGGUCCUUUCAUCCAGAGCGGCAAAAGUCCGGGGGAGCGUUCUACCCGGUGUCAAGAACGUCUGGUCCGAGGCAGGCAAUCCUACCCCUGCAUGGACAUGA
Messenger RNA from Penicillium atrosanguineum, 219 nucleotides. RefSeq lists its product as uncharacterized. The coding region runs from base 1 to 219 and encodes 72 amino acids. The transcript has a single exon. The record is from RefSeq and is a predicted model, not a curated record. NCBI's taxonomy places the organism in Eukaryota, Fungi, Ascomycota, Eurotiomycetes, Eurotiales, Aspergillaceae.